Messenger RNA from Epinephelus lanceolatus (giant grouper), 2867 nucleotides. It is a transcript of the gene smyd2a, whose product is annotated as SET and MYND domain containing 2a. Gene Ontology annotation, cellular component: nucleus. Gene Ontology annotation, molecular function: protein binding. The record is from RefSeq and is a predicted model, not a curated record. NCBI's taxonomy places the organism in Eukaryota, Metazoa, Chordata, Actinopteri, Perciformes, Serranidae.
GACACACACAGGGGACCGGGGAAGAAGACGGGUCUCUGGCAGAAGCUGAUUAGAGCCAGCAGUCAGCACACACAAGUGGUGGUCGGUAGGAUCUGACAGGAGAACCGUAAACAGAAGAAACCAUGAAGAACGAAGGUAUAGAGGGGACGGAGAGGUUCCUGAGCCCGGACCGCGGCAGAGGCCUGCGGGCGGUGAGGCACUUCGCGGUGGGGGAGCUGGUGUUCGCCUGCCCUGCCUACUCGUACGUGCUGACAGUGAAUGAGAGGGGAGCGCACUGUGAGCACUGCUUCACCAGGAGAGAAGACCUUUUUAAGUGUGGCAAAUGUAAGCAGGCCUACUACUGCAACAUUGACUGUCAGAGAGGCGAUUGGUCCAUGCAUAAGCCGGAGUGUGUAGCUAUGUGUGCCUAUGGGGAAAACUGGUGUCCAUCAGAGACUGUCAGACUGGUGGCUCGAAUCAUCAUGAAACAGAAAGUCACAACAGAGCGCACCCCUUCAGAAAGGCUGCUACUGCUCAGUGAAUUUGAAGCCCAUUUAGAUAAGAUGGACAGUGAGAAGGACGAGAUGAACCAGACAGACAUAGCAGCGCUGCACCACUUCUACUCCAGACACAUCAGUGACUUUCCAGACAAACAGGCCCUCACUGAGCUAUUUGCACAGGUUAACUGUAAUGGUUUCACCAUAGAGGACGAGGAGCUCUCCCAUUUGGGAUCAGCUGUUUUUCCUGAUGUAGCACUGAUGAAUCAUAGCUGUAGUCCUAAUGUCAUAGUGACCUAUAAAGGCACAGUGGCUGAGGUCAGAGCUGUUCAAGAGAUAAACCCUGGAGACGAGGUCUUUAACAGCUACAUAGACCUGCUCUAUCCAACAGAGGACAGGAAAGAGAGGUUGUUAGAUUCCUACUUCUUCGCAUGCCAGUGUACUGAGUGCACCACCAAGUCCAAGGACAAAGCAAAAAUGGAGAUCAGGAAGCUGAGUUCUCCACCAGAACCAGAGGAAAUCCAGUCCAUGGUCAGUUAUGCCAAGAAUGUCAUCGAGGAGUUCAGGAGAGCAAAACACUACAAGACCCCCAGUGAGCUGCUGGAGAUGUGUGAGCUCAGCCUGGAGAAGAUGGGAGCUAUAUUUGCAGACACAAACGUCUACAUGCUGCACAUGAUGUAUCAGGCCAUGGGUGUCUGUCUCUACAUGCAGGACUGGGACGGAGCUAUGAGCUACGGAGAGAAGAUCAUUCAGCCAUACAGUGUUCACUACCCGGCCUAUUCUCUGAAUGUGGCGUCUAUGUAUCUGAAACUGGGACGUCUCUAUUUGGGGCUGGAGAAAAAGAAACAAGGAGUCAGAGCUCUGAAGAAGGCGGUUGCCAUCAUGGAGGUGGCUCAUGGGAAGGAUCACCAUUAUGUAGCGGAAGUCAAACGAGAAAUCCAGGAGCAGAAGUAAACAAGGAGGAUCCUCUCUGAAAGCAGCAAACACACAUCACAACUGCAUGCCGUGCAUCUUAUACCUCUCCUUUCCUCGUCGCCCACUCUCUUGUUUUUCAUGCCUUUUUGUAGGCGGGGUUUCUUUUUUACUGUCAACAUAUUCUGGCUGAGGAUGACCAUGUUUUGUACCUGCAGCUCUCUACUGCCCGUCAGACCUGGAGUUUAAAACAGACGAAUUAGGGUUAAAAUGUUUUGAAUGAAAAAAGUGACUGAAAUACUGUGUGCUGAAGCUCAUUACACACAUCCAACACCCAUACUGUAACACACGAAGGAUCACUCAGUGGACAAACUGUAAGACUGCCUUUAAAGCUGUCUUUCAGGGGAAACAAAGCUUUCAUAUAGCGGCUAUAGAACUCCAUUUUCUGAUGUGAAAUGUCCAGUUUUUCUGUCUUUGUGAGUCUGAAAUCACUCACUGUGUUCUGUAGAUCCAUCAGCAGACAGUUUCAGCACCAUUUACGUCUUUGACAGCAGUUUUAGUCACACAGUUGUGCUCUACAAGAGUUGUUUAAGGAUUAGGACUUCUGUACAAACUAGUUCGUAGUUGUUAUGAAGGGCAUUACUACUUAUUCCCAGCCAAUGUAUUUUAUUCUAUCAGAGUUUUGGGCUUCAGUGUUUUUUGUUUAAACUGUGAAAAAAUAAUGACUGACCAUGCAUCAGGUACUCUGUAGCAAAGGAGAGGAGAUGCAAAGAUCUAUUCCUGAAUGAAUACCCAGUGGUUUGGCUUGUCUUACAGUAUGUUGUGCUCGUUUUAAAGAACCAGAAAAGUGUUGCAUGUUUUAUUGUUUAUGUUGUGUGUUGUUGUUUUUUUCAUACGAGGCUUGUUGACCAAAGCGGCCACAGGUUUAAUUGACAAGGAACCAGCUUCAAUUCUCUAUUCACAGUGUAUAUCUAAAGAGGGGCGGUGAUCUGAGGUCAGGUUGCUUUUUAUGUCACAGUAGAGACAUUGGUUCUAUGACCUGACCAAUGACCCUGGAUCGGAGCCCUCGUUGCUCUCAGGAAAAAAGGCGCAACUCUGUAGCUUUUGUUGCCUUUUGUCAAGAGAUGCAUUAUUUUACCUUUUUUAGUGUUUUCUCAAAAGCUUUGUGAAUCCGGAUUGUCAUUGCCUGGGAAAUGAAAUCACUUUAGCAGCAGUGGGCAGAAUAUUAGCAUGCAUUAUAACUUUGUAGAAUAUACAUUUUACAUGCACGUGAUGAAGGAGGAAUAUCAUCCUCACCGUUCACUUGUACAGUUUCAGUGUGUAGGAUUUGGAUUAGUGGCAUCCAGCAGAUGCAGAGCUGAAACUUCUCCUGUGUACAGGAGAACUAUGGUGGCUGACAUGAAAACGCAAAUGGCCCCAUCUAGAGCCAGUGUUUGAUUUUUCUGUUCUGGGCUACUGUAGAACAUGGCGGAGGACUUA